This is a messenger RNA of Ceratitis capitata (Mediterranean fruit fly), 2112 nucleotides long. It is a transcript of the gene muc, whose product is annotated as dihydrolipoyllysine-residue acetyltransferase component of pyruvate dehydrogenase complex, mitochondrial. NCBI's taxonomy places the organism in Eukaryota, Metazoa, Arthropoda, Insecta, Diptera, Tephritidae. Gene Ontology annotation, biological process: pyruvate decarboxylation to acetyl-CoA. Gene Ontology annotation, molecular function: dihydrolipoyllysine-residue acetyltransferase activity. The record is from RefSeq and is a predicted model, not a curated record. The transcript has 8 exons. Bases 246 to 1733 code for a protein of 495 amino acids. Gene Ontology annotation, cellular component: pyruvate dehydrogenase complex.
AGUCAGUUCGAUUCGAUUUGCGGUGUGUAUGUAACCUUCCAAAAAAAAAGGUCGGUGUGUGUCGGGCGAUUAUUACUAAAUUAAUUUCGAACGAAAAACUGUCGAGUUUUUAAUAGAGCAGACAGUUUUUUGCACACAAAUCGAAACGCUUUAGAGAAACCUUAAUAACGUUUCCUAUCAUUUGAAAAGAUCCUUAGUUGAUCGAAAAUAUUUGUUUUCGUGUGUAAUUUAUAGAGUGUGUCAAGAUGCUGAGGACAAUUGCAGCACGCAACGAACUCGUGCUAUUGCGUGGAACAGCGCUGGCACGCGCCAGACCAGCACGUGAAGCCAUCCGUGUAAUGGGCGCACAAGUCGCAAGGAAUUUGCAGACACUCAGAUUCGUGCCCAAAUCUCAUGUGGCAACCGUCCCAAAGCCAUUGGGCAUGUGGAGUACAAACUUCGCUCGUAACUAUGCCGACCUGCCAUCGCACAUCAAAGUGCCAUUGCCGGCAUUAUCACCCACCAUGGACCAGGGUACCAUCAUCAGUUGGGAGAAAAAGGAGGGUGACAAAUUGAACGAGGGUGAUCUUUUGGCCGAAAUCGAAACUGACAAGGCUACAAUGGGUUUUGAAACACCUGAGGAAGGUUAUUUGGCGAAAAUUGUCAUACCAGCCGGUACUAAGGAUGUCGCCAUUGGUAAACUAGUGUGCAUUAUUGUACAGGAAGAAGCUGAUGUAGCAGCAUUCAAGGACUUUGUUGACGAUGCACCUGCUGCUGCCAAACCAGCUGCCGCGGCACCACCACCACCAGCUGCUGCUGCUCCUGCUCCCCCACCAGCUGCUGCUGUUUCAGCUCCACCACCACCACCACCAGCACCCGUGGCGGCUGCACCUGCCGGUGGUAAGCCUAUGACCGCCGUUGAACAACGCGGUGAACGUGUUUAUGCCAGCCCUAUGGCUAAGCGAUUGGCCGAAGCACAAAGUCUGCGAUUGCAAGGCUUAUCAGCGGCCGCACCAGCGGUCGGCGCACCAGCAGCGGGUGUUGCUGCACCACAGGGAGGCUACAUUGAUAUACCCGUCUCAAAUGUACGCGGCGUAAUUGCGAAACGUUUGAAGGAGUCGAAACAGCAAAUACCUCACUACUAUGUCACCAUGGAGUGCAACAUGGAUAAGCUACAAAAACUGCGUGAAAAGGUAAAUAAGAAGUACGAAAAGCAGGGUGUACGCGUGUCAGUCAACGACUUCAUUAUUAAAGCCGUGGCCACAGCAUGCCGCAAGGUACCAGAAUCCAAUUCAUAUUGGAUGGAAAGCGUGAUAAGACAAUUCGAUAAUGUUGAUGUUUCGAUGGCAGUUUCCACUGACACUGGCCUCAUCACGCCAAUUGUCUUUGGAGCUGAUCGUAAAGGUGUAAUUGAUAUUUCCAAAGAAACGAAAUCAUUAGCUGCCAAGGCCAGAGAAAAUAAGUUGAAACCUCAAGAAUUCCAAGGUGGCACCGUUUGCGUAUCCAACCUGGGAAUGAUGGGCGUUUCACAAUUCUGCGCCGUCAUAAAUCCGCCACAAUCCUGCAUUUUGGCAAUUGGCGCCACCACAAAGAAACUUGUGCUCGAUCCCGAUAGCCUCAAAGGUUUCAAGGAAGUCAGCGUUAUGAACGUUACACUCAGUGCAGAUCAUAGAACUGUUGACGGCGCUGUUGCUGCUAAAUGGUUGCAAUACUUCCGCGAUUUCAUAGAGGAUCCACAGACAAUGAUUCUUUAAGUUAAGCAACUCUAGAAAAAUACCUUCAUAUGAUAAUUAUAUACAAAACUACAUUCAGUUAAGCAUAAUGCAGAAGGAAAGGCAGAAGAAGAAUGACAACAUACAUACAAUACAUACAUACAUAUAUGUACAAGCGCCGCACACCAUCACAAUCAGUUCGGCGCCUGAAAACGCAGCGUGAGAAUUUGACCACCAAUACCAAUACCAAUAGAAAACCCUUUGUAUAUAAAAUAUAUGCGAUUAUGUGGAGUUAAUUUCUUGUUUGCUUACAUACAUACAUAUACAUAUACAUAUAUAUUUUUUAUAUUAUGUAUUACUUAAUUGGUCUUGGAUCAGCUUAAUAUGUGAUUGAUUGAUUAAAUUUAGUUUGAUUAUUUUU